GGUGUGAAGCCGAGGCCCCUAGCCGGUUCGCAGCGCGCCCGCCCUUUCCAUCGGGGGCUCGGCUUCGGCUCGCCCCCAGCGGGCAGCUGUCGAACCCGGAGGAGGAGCUCGAGGACGGCGGCCCGCGUUGCGCAGGCGGGAACAUGGCGGCGGCCUCGGUCUCGGCGGCUUCUGAGUCUCAGUUUUCGAACAUCCUAGUAGAACCAUCAAGGUCUAAUGGAAAUAUGGUUCGUCAUUCUUCAUCUGCAUAUGUAUUAUAUCCACCUGAUAAGCCUUUCCUUAAUAGUGAUCUGCGACGCAGCCCAAAUAAGCCCACACUUGCCUAUCCAGAAAGCAACAGCAGAGCCAUAUUUUCUGCUCUUAAGAAUCUUCAAGAUAAGAUUCGACGCUUGGAACUGGAAAGGAUUCAGGCAGAAGAAAGUGUGAAAACCUUGUCUAGGGAAACAAUUGAAUAUAAGAAAGUACUGGAUGAACAGAUACAAGAGAGAGAGAAUUCAAAGAAUAAAGAAUCAAAGCACAAUCAAGAACUGACAUCCCAGUUGUUAGCUGCAGAAAAUAAAUGUAAUCUUUUAGAAAAACAGUUGGAGUACAUGCGAAAUAUGAUAAAGCAUGCAGAAAUGGAAAGGACAUCUGUCUUAGAAAAGCAGGUUUCCCUAGAAAGAGAACGGCAACAUGAUCAAACCCACGUUCAGAGCCAGCUAGAGAAACUGGAUCUUCUUGAACAGGAAUACAACAAGCUUACCACAAUGCAGGCUCUUGCAGAAAAAAAAAUGGAAGAGUUGGAAUGUAAACUCCGUGAAGAAGAGAAGGAAAGGAAGCGUAUGCAGGCUCAGGCAGCAGAGCUGCAGACUGGUCUAGAAGCAAACAGACUUAUUUUUGAAGAUAAGACAGUUUCUUCGUAUGUUCCAACCAGCAGUAGAAAAAUUAAAAAAAAAAAGUCAAAACCGCCAGAAAAGAAAGGUUCUAAGAACUAUUUCGGUGCACAGCCACAUUACAGAUUGUGCUUAGGCGAUAUGCCCUUUGUUGCUGGAAAGUCCACCAGUCCCAGCCAUGCCGUAGUAGCCAAUGUUCAGCAUGUCUUGCAUCUGAUGAAGCACCACAGUAAAGCUUUGUGCAAUGAUCGAGUUGUUAACAGUGUUCCCUUGGCAAAGCAAGCUUGUUCCCGAGGUAACAAGAGUAAGAAGCCAGUGAUACCUCCUUCCAGCAGUGUCAGUGAAGAGCUGUCGGAUGUCUUACAGACACUACAGGAUGAAUUUGGGCAAAUGAGCUUUGAUCACCAGCAGCUUGCUAAACUCAUCCAGGAGUCACCGACUGUGGAAAUGAAAGACAACUUGGAGUGUGAAUUGGAGGCAUUAGUGGGGAGAAUGGAAGCAAAGGCCAACCAGAUAACUAAAGUUCGAAAAUACCAAGCCCAGCUGGAGAAACAAAACAUAGAUAAGCAGAAGAAGGAAUUAAAAGCUAAGAAAAAGACUGUUGAGGAAGAAGGAAACAGCAGCAGUCGCUCAUCUGGAGGCACAAGGACCACAAGUAAGAAGGAUUUUGCCAAACACAGACCUGGAGAAAAAAGCAGGAAAAAUCUUCAGUUACUGAAGGACAUGCAAACCAUACAGAAUUCACUGCAGAGCAGUAAUCUGUGUUGGGAUUACUGACACCAGAUCAUAAAUGAUGUACCUUACUGGAUAAAAUUUCCAGGUUUCAUGCUUGCUAAUGUUGCCACUACUAGCAGGGAUUAAGGGGCCCAAGCUUCAUUAUAAUCUCUUGUGUUCUGCAGCACAACUAAAUGGAAAUGGAGUUUUACAGCCUGAGAAGCUAUGCUAUUUCUAUACCCUCUAUACUAUACUGCACUUUGUAAACAGAUGACCAGUUUUUUACCCGUGGGUGUGUUUUUUAAGUAGGAAUAUAUGUAAAUUGGGUUUGAAAAUUUAGAAUAUGAGGCUUUCCCCAGAGUCAGUGCUUGAAAAGUCUCGUUUUUAAAAUCUUCCCAUGGCAUGAAGUGACCACUACCUUUCCCUUCUCCAGAUACCAUUAAAUGUACUGUUUCAACUACUGAUAGAGGUUUUCUGUAUUUAAAUAUUUAUUUAUUUAAGAGGACUUUGUUUUGUUCUACUUUUUGGUAUUUCAGAUGUUGACUCUUAAAGACCAAAACAUUUUAAGUAAGUUACUCAUGAAAUAUAUAACAUCUUCAUGAAACAGUUGUUAAUGAAAUAAAUGAAAUAUUGGAGUAAAGAACUAGGAGGGGAUGUUAUGAAAUGUACAUGGCUGCAGUUUUUAGACAAUACCUAUUUGUAAUCAUGUUAUUCAGUUAAGCACUGGCUUUUAAUCUUGACUCUUAGAGAAUCCCAUUGCUUUUAGCAUAUACAAUAAAGGGUAGUGUGUGAACUGAACACACACAACUAUCAUUAUGUCAAUGUAAAUUAUACUUUUGAAUAGAUCGACAUGUUAAACUUUAUAAAUUUGGUACUGAAAUCAAUAAAGCAAUUUUUAAACUUCACUUAGUAGCCAGCUAACAAAAGUGUCAUUUGUUGUCCAAUCUCAAGAGUGCAUAUUAGUAUCCUGAUCGAGAAACAGUAUUUAGUGCAUGUUUGUCAUUCUCCUGCUUCCACUUAAGCCCAGUAUGACUGACUGAUUUAUUAGACAGGCUGGUGAACACGCUAGCCAUAUACUAAAGGAACUCAAGUGGAGGUUAUGGAUUAUAGCUUAAAAACAUGCACUAUUCAUGCUACAAUUUUCUAGUUAAAAUUCUCAGAGUCAUUACAUAGAUUGAGAUUUAUAAAUCUGAAAUUGUAUAUAAACUUUACUUGUGUGUGCAAUUUUCUGACAAGCAGGUUUGCAGCAACAAUGAAUGACAACAGUGAGUCCAUAGACCCCAGGAAGGUGAGCAACUGCUCUGAUGACAUGGGAAAUUACAUCUCAACACCACUUCAACUGCUCCACUUAUGUCAAUUCAUGUUUGAAUAUCAGGACAUUAAAUAAUUGUCAUUUGAGUGGUAAUGGCUCCAACUCCUGAUUAAA
Microtus ochrogaster (prairie vole) is the source of this 3012-nucleotide messenger RNA. RefSeq names its product centrosomal protein 57 (gene Cep57). The record is from RefSeq and is a predicted model, not a curated record. Gene Ontology annotation, cellular component: centrosome. NCBI's taxonomy places the organism in Eukaryota, Metazoa, Chordata, Mammalia, Rodentia, Cricetidae. Gene Ontology annotation, molecular function: microtubule binding; gamma-tubulin binding; identical protein binding.